This is a messenger RNA of Mesorhabditis spiculigera, 843 nucleotides long. NCBI's taxonomy places the organism in Eukaryota, Metazoa, Nematoda, Chromadorea, Rhabditida, Rhabditidae. The record is from the annotation of a GenBank genome assembly.
AUGUCUGAAUUACUACAGCGCUUCGAUAGCUGUCAAAAUCUUUCCGUCAAAUUUGACGACGACGAAGAAGAUGCUGGCCGAAAAACACCUCUAACCGUCAGCCGCAGAUCCAGUAGCCGCGGUGGGCCUACGAAACGCUCCUCAUCUCGCUCUGGCAUGCCCCAAAACCUUCGCCCGAUUGCCGAAAAGCGAGUCCAUGCCCCAGAGUCUGACUGGAUUCGAAAUGCCUUCUUGGCCAUCAGCCCUCGGGAAGAGUUGUUUCUCCAGCGUCUUGAUGGUGAUACAGAUUUUGUGGACCUCGUUGCCAUCCGGAACACCGGAAAUAGCAGCGUAAUGUUUAAGAUUAAAACUACCUCCCCUGAAAAAUUUCGGGUGCGGCCUUCGACCGGACUAAUUGGACCUGGCGUUACCGAGUCUAUUCGAGUAUAUCUGCAGAAUGAGUACCGCCUAUCGGCCGGCCGCGAAAAGUUCCUGCUCCUUGGCCUAGAAACCGAGAGCACUAGCGUUGAGCAGUUUAGCGAUUUGUGGAAGAGCGCGCCGGCUGAAAGGAGGGUCGAGCAAAAGUUGAAGUGCCGUGUGAAUUUGCCAGCCGAGGAGCAGAAUGGAGCCGCAGUUAAUGGGCAUACGACGAUCGAGAAACGGGUGCUGCAGGAUCAGAAUUUGAGCUUGCGCGAUGAAGUCGAACGUCUUGCCACUGGCCAACGUGCCUUGAUGUGGGCUAUUGGACUACUUUUCUUUAUUCAAUUGUGGCUUCUCCUUUCUGAUAGAUCCAGCGCAACAACUCUGGCCGCAGCUAUUACAGCUCUACAAGAAGCUCAACUAAAAUCCAACAAGGGAGAACUA